AUGACUUCACCAUACCCACCCACUCCUCAAAUCUAUCCCCAACAACCGUACCAAUCAAACCCCUACCCAAGUCCAGAUUCCCAGUGGCAGCAACACCCCCAAAUGAAUUACGCUGCUCAACCAAUUCCCACUCAAAACGUGCAAAUUCCCGGUGGAGAAGCAGAGAAACAAGAUGAACCGUGCUGCUGUGCGCGUGGAGGCUGCUUCUGGACCUGGUUUGAUUGCAGGAUGAUAUGUGUGGAGUGUUGUCCGUCAUGUUGUUUUUUGUGUUGGUGA
Molecule: messenger RNA, 276 nt
Organism: Bipolaris victoriae FI3
Lineage: Eukaryota; Fungi; Ascomycota; Dothideomycetes; Pleosporales; Pleosporaceae
Exons: 1
Coding region: 1-276 (91 amino acids)
Source: RefSeq, a predicted model, not a curated record